UCAAUUUCAAUGAACUCACCUUAACUCUGAUCAAAGGCGACUACCGCUAAUUAACCUGCUGCUACCUGGCGUAACAGUUACCUGUCAGCCCGAAUAGCUUCACGACAAAGACGCAACGUGGGGACAGGGCGGCCCACCUGGUGUAGACGAUGGUCUACAUCCCACACCUGACAGUCAGAAGCACCAUGAGGUGUACGACGCGCACCCAACGAGUGUUGUUAUGUCGAGUGUUUCUCUUGGGCAUCGCGCUGGUCAGCGUGUACUUGGUGGGCAAGUCCCUGACAGGAAUCAUGAUUUCAGGUUCCAGUCAACGGACAAAGAGGACGCUAGAGCUUAAAUGGUGCUCUAAUCCCCAUAGGCAUUGAAGUGAGUGACACACAGGAGGGAAACACCGGUCAACCCAAAGAACAGUUGCAGCGGCAGAGACAGCGCAUGGAAGGCCGGCAGAGCCAGGCCGAGAGGUACUGCCAGCACACAGGCACGAAGGACGGCGAGACGGAUGAGCAGCACUCACCCAAAAGCUGUCCCCUCGUCUCCUUAACUCACCCCUCAAUAUUCUGUUCAGUCCCCAGUAUUGGGUCGACCUUCUGGAGCAGGUUUUACAAGGUUUUGGACAGAAAUGUUUCCAGUCUUCUGGACUCACCGUUCACCGUGCCAGCCAAAGUCGCCAACAGAGAGCGGUGCCAGAGUGCCAGAAAGUUUGGCUCGUUGAGGGAGAACGGUCGAUACAUAAUGAAAUCCACGUUUGUUCGCGAUCCUUUCUCUCGGCUGUUCUCUGCUUACGUGGACAAACUUCUGGCACCCAAUCCCACCUUCUGGACCACGUGGGGGAUCCCGGCCAUGCUGCUGGAGGGGGGCUUGGAGGCAAAGGAUGUGACUUGCGGUCAUGCGGUGACCUUCCAACAAUUCGUUCGUUUAGUAAAUAAUCGUCUGCAUCGCGAGGAUCCUCACGUUAUCUCCGUCGUACGCACGUGCCAUCCCUGCGAAAUAAGCUAUGACGUCAUAGGCAAGAUGGAGACCUUUUCUGAAGAUUUGCGCUACUUGACCUCCGUCUUGAACGUGACCUUCGACCCCAGGCUGUCGCUCGCCACCGAGAGUAAAGUGGACGCCAUUUUGGAUUCGGUGGAAAGCCCUUUCGAGUGGAGGGAGGAUAUCACAAAAUGCAUCUCCACUCAAGAGAUGGGGCGAAGAAUUUGGCGCAAGCUGCAGAUCCGAGGGAUCAUCAGUACUUUUCACGACUAUCCGUUGGCAGACGAGGACCUUUCCACAGUGUCCAGCACCGUCUUCAGCAAAGCGGCUCUGGAGGCCGCCAUCAAGUCCACGGACAAGGACCAGCUGGUGCUGCAGAAAAGACAAGCCUUCAUGGAGGCCUAUCGCACUCUCUCCAUGGACGACAUCCACGUCUUCUCGCAGCUCUUCGCAGACGACUUUGAGGCGUUUGGCUAUGACAAGCGGCCGGCGGCUGUGUUUGACAGAAAUCUCACUUUCGUGGAUACCCAUGCAUUCGAUGUUAACACACCCUGGGCAACCUCUUGACAUACAAGAAUGAAAGGAGAAGUGGAACAAAAACUACACAACACAGUCGCAAGGUUUAUACUGGACACUGGAGUUUAUUGAAGGUACCUGGGUAGGUGAGACGGGUGGAUACUUAUAUUUUGAAACUGAUGGGCCGUACUUUAUUUCUUGAAGCUUGUUUAUCUUUUCAUGCGCUCCCUCUUACUUACAAUUCCUCUCUUUUGUGUAUUCCCCCUUUCUUCCAUUUUUGUAUCACCCCAUCAUCAAAACAUGAGACAGUAGAGAAAAGAUGCCGCGCAAAUUUAUUAGGUGUUUGGCAGGUACAAAACAAUACAAGUGAAGGUGGUGUGUCCGCCAUGCGAGCAACUGUAACAAGUAAUCGCUGUCAGCUGACACUGUGCAUUGCUGACAGUGUUCAUGGCUGUCACUGUUCAUUACUGACACUGUUCAUUGCUGUCACUGUUCAUUACCGACACUGUUCAUUGCUGUCACUGUUCAUUACUGACACUGUUCAUUGCUGACACUGUUCAUUACUGACACUGUUCAUUGCUGUCACUGUUCAUUACUGACACUGUUCAUUGCUGACACUGUUCAUUACUGACACUGUUCAUUGCUGUCACUGUUCAUUACCGACACUGUUCAUUGCUGUCACUGUUCAUUACUGACACUGUUCAUUGCUGUCACUGUUCAUUACCGACACUGUUCAUUGCUGACACUGUUCAUUACCGACACUGUUCAUUGCUGUCACUGUUCAUUGCUGACACUGUUCAUUACGACACUGUUCAUUACUGACAGUGUUCAUUACUUACACUGUUCAUUACUGACACUGUUCAUUACUUACACUGUUCAUUACUGUCACUGUUCAUUUCCGACACUGUUCAUUACCGGGUCUGUUGUGUUCAUUACACUUUAGUUUCCUUAGUUUUCGUGGUCAGGCUUUUCGCUCUCAUGUUGUGAGUUACAGCUGUUCAUGCAGAUUAAACAAAUUUAUCUUC
Pomacea canaliculata is the source of this 2510-nucleotide messenger RNA. Its product is annotated as carbohydrate sulfotransferase 12-like. The record is from RefSeq and is a predicted model, not a curated record. Gene Ontology annotation, biological process: carbohydrate biosynthetic process. Bases 433 to 1536 code for a protein of 367 amino acids. Gene Ontology annotation, cellular component: membrane. Gene Ontology annotation, molecular function: sulfotransferase activity. NCBI's taxonomy places the organism in Eukaryota, Metazoa, Mollusca, Gastropoda, Architaenioglossa, Ampullariidae. The transcript has 4 exons.